GAACCUUCGCCGUGGGCGCCGCGAGGCUGUCCGGGAGAGAGCGACUCACGACCACUCCACACGCACGCUAACUCCCCGCAGACACACCGUAAUUCACCAUGGCCUCUAUCAUCCCCGUCUCCAACGAGACCAAGAGCUCUGCCGUCCGCACCACCAAGGAUGGCAGGCAGAUCCGCUACUCGCUGCAGGUCAUCCAGCAGCCAGAGCGUGCCCGCGCGUGCGGCAGCGGCGCCAAGUCCAGCGCUGACCGACGCCCCGUUGACCCGCCGCCAAUUGUCGAGCUGCGCGUCUUCGAGGGCGAGCAGGAGAUCACCUUCGCGUACAAUGCCAACUUCUUCCUCUUUGCGACCCUGGAGAACGCCCGCGCCAUCGCUCCCGGACGCGCUCCUCCCACCACGCCGAGCUUCCCCGUGCUCACCGGCACGCCCGUCGCCGGCAUGGCCUAUCUGGACCGUCCCAGCCCUGCAGGCUACUUCAUCUUCCCCGACCUGUCUGUUCGUCACGAGGGAAAGUACCGCUUGAGCUUCGCGCUGUAUGAGGAGUUGAAGGACCCCAAGGACAUGGACCCGGAUGACCGUUCCACCGUUAACGUUCACCCGCAGCCCGGCGUUGAUGCCCAUGUCUCUCACCGUCUUGAGGUCAAGUCCUCUCCCUUCAUCGUCUUCUCGGCGAAGAAGUUCCCUGGCUUGUCCGAGAGUACUGCUUUGAGCCGCAUGGUGGCCGAGCAAGGAUGCCGCGUCCGCAUUCGACGUGAUGUGCGCAUGAGGCGACGUGAGAACAAGUCGAACAAAGACUGGGAUGACUUCGAUGACGAGGCUGCCUAUGACCAGGCUAGACGCACCGCAACCCCUGAUGCCUACGGGCAGCCGACCGGCAUGCCGACACCGAACCCGGCUCUUGAUGGCAGCGAUCGCCCGCGCUCGGUGUCCAAUGCCAGCAGCACUUCGUUCGCCCCGCCCCGCCGUCCCAGCAUGGAGGAGAUGUCGCAGUCUUACCAGGCCGGCAGUAACUACCAGCAGAUGCCUCCGCCUCAGAGCGCUGGAUACUCGCAAAUGCCUCAGUAUGGAUCGGGCCAGAACCAGUAUCAGAACCAGUUUGCUCCUCCGCAGCCUGCCGCACCUCUCAUGCAGCCGCCUCAGACUCCCUACUCUCACCAGCCUCACCAGCCUCACCAGCCUGCGCACCACAACUACCAGAACCAGCCUGACAUGCACAUGGGACAGUCUUACGGCUACAUGAACAACCAGAGCUACCAGCAGUCUCACUAUGAGCAGCCUCCUCCAGUCCGAGGACCGCCAUCCGCUGUGGAGUACGCUCAGCCUCCCGCUGAGUACCGCCGUCCAUCUCUUCCGCAGACCACUCAGUCGUACCCAGGCCCUAGCCAAAUGAUACCGCCCUACAGCCCAAUGGACCAGUACAACCGAUCUCAGUCGAUAAGCCAGCCGAUCCAGCCUCUUCAGACGCCUAGUCACAGCGCGUCGGUCUCUGCCCCGAAUGCUAUGCACAUGCCCAAUGGACACGCUCUGGCCCCGCUGAAGACCCUACAGCCACCUGCGCCAACUGAGAAGCUAGAACCGGUCUCGCCGUCUUACCAGUCACCGCCGAACACCAUUUCGGCGCCCAUGUCCGCUACGUCUGAUGCGCCCCAGAACCACAACUACCUCGACUCUCGUGCGUCGCUGCCGAAGUUCGUCCCGCAAGUGCAGCCUCAAUCCUCUCUGGGCCAGAAACGUUCCUUCUCCAGCACUUUCGAUACGAAGCACAUGACUGAACGUCUCCAGCAGGGUGCAAGGCCCAACCCUUCUGGACCAGGCUAUAGCUACGAUGGAGGCUAUGACGAACCCGAUAUGGAAGAGCCCAUGGACCGAUCAGCGAUGAGCUAUCGACGCGCAGAUGGUACGCACCGUCAACGCCGAGUACCCGAGCUUGGCGUCUAGAUGUCUAGACUUGUUGUAUGAUGUCUUAUGGCGGAACCCUGCUCACGUCUUUCCUUGGACCUGGCGUUAGUCAUGACGGGUCUGAUGUCCUCGAUAUCCUUAUACCCCGACUACGUAUGAAUGCGCGAACCAGCGAGCUUUCCUUUACGUUAUUCCUUUAACUGUUGCUUCUGAAUGUUCCUUUCGGAGCACCUACUACACCGUUUUCCUUGACGUCGACGAAAAGAACACACUCAUUACCAAACCAUCUACCAACUUAAUUUCCUACCAUUAUCUAUUUCCUUACUGUACCUGUAAGCUGAUUGAACGAGGCAACCGAGUCUGGACCUUGGAUACCCAAGCUCUGGUACACGCAUGCCAUAAGAGCGCACAGCCUUACGGCACUUUUA
Trematosphaeria pertusa is the source of this 2326-nucleotide messenger RNA. RefSeq lists its product as uncharacterized. The transcript has a single exon. Lineage: Eukaryota; Fungi; Ascomycota; Dothideomycetes; Pleosporales; Trematosphaeriaceae. The coding region runs from base 99 to 1937 and encodes 612 amino acids. The record is from RefSeq and is a predicted model, not a curated record.